Xiphophorus couchianus (Monterrey platyfish) is the source of this 3592-nucleotide messenger RNA. Its product is annotated as lipopolysaccharide-induced tumor necrosis factor-alpha factor homolog. The transcript is spliced from 5 exons. The coding region runs from base 2107 to 2784 and encodes 225 amino acids. Lineage: Eukaryota; Metazoa; Chordata; Actinopteri; Cyprinodontiformes; Poeciliidae. The record is from RefSeq and is a predicted model, not a curated record. Gene Ontology annotation, cellular component: nucleus; cytoplasmic side of late endosome membrane; cytoplasmic side of lysosomal membrane. Gene Ontology annotation, molecular function: zinc ion binding.
UAAACACAAUUUCCUGCAGUGUCCCAGUUUCUUCUUUAAAAUAAUUAAAAUCUUGUUUUAAUCUUUUUUUUGUAUAAAUGUUUCUUUGUCUUGUAUCUAUUAGCUUUAAAAUGUGCCUCUGUUGUAACGUACAUGUAAUUACAAUGAAUAAGAUUUUUGUAGAAGUGCUUUGUGAAAAUGAAAAUGUUUCAGUAUUUUUACUUUGUCUGUGCCUACAUAAAUGCUUCCAUCUGAGCCAGACUGCAGCAGUUUGCAAAAAUGGGAGUAAUAAACACCGCCCAAAUGAUUUGAAUAUUUCCUGACAGAUGGGAACAAUAUCCUCUUGUUCAGCUUAUAUGGAUUUUACCUGUGAAUGACAUAGCAGAGGCAGCAAAAGCAAGGUAAUAUCAGAGUUUUUCACAGUUGUAUUUAUUAAUUUGUAAUAAUAUGUGACAUUUAAAGUGGUGGAAUGGGUUUAAAGUGGUGGAAUGGGUUUUGUCACGAUUUGCUUUUUAUGUACUGUGACAAAACUAAACAGAUAUCUUUAAUAGACGUUUUCAGUUUUGAGGAUACUGUUUAUUUUUAUGUAGCCACUCAGCUAAUUUAAGUAUAAUCUUUUUGAUAUAAUUUUACUGUUGGUGUAUUUUGCUGAUUUGGUGAAAAACUUUGUUGAUCAUUGUCAGAGACAACAUAACAGACUUUGGGCAGCUGUAGGUUUUUCAUGUGAAAACUUGUUCUAGCAUAAUUCAGAUGGAAUAAAAGUGAAACAAUUUAUUCUCUGCAUUACGUUACAGCAAGUCUGUCUAAACUUUGAGGGAUGAAAAAAGAAACCAUAACAGAGUUAUCUAUUCAGUAUACACAUUUUAUGACAUCAGUUGUAUUUUUGGAAAAUUGAGACCUAAUGAUAAAGCUAAAGUGCUUUAAAAUGGUUUUGCGCCUUUACAGAUUUCUUGUUGUUGGUCUUCUGUCACAAUUGACUGUUUAUGACAAUUAAAUUUUACUAUCAUGCUAACUUGGAUAAGUACAAAAAAGUUUAAAAUGGUGGUUGCACUAAUUAAGGGGAACAAAGCUAUCUGAAUCAACCAGGACCUAUGUGGAAAAUGUAACCAUCCACCUUUAGACUGUGACUCAACUGUGAGUAAUCACAAUUAAUUUAAAAGCUGAGUUUCAUAAUGAGCCUCUUCCAGUCCUGAUUACUACCAAGCUUGUAAAUGAAGUAGGAUAAAAGAUCUCAAAGUCAACACAUCCCAUCCCAAGCUAGUCUAUCAACUAGUAAAUGUUACAAAGCUAUUUCUACGAAUAGAAAAAAACAUGCAGCUCUGAUGAAUCUUCCCAGGAGUGGCUUGACUAUUAAUAUUACUCCAAAACCACCCCACCCUUGAAUUUGAAUGAUAUGCAAUAACCAAAUAAGUCAGGAAGUCUACAUCUAAAUGGCAGAAUGCAAGAAACAUUUUUAAGUGGCCCAAUGUAAGCCUACAACCACAUCUGAUUAAGGUCCUGUGGCCUAUUUCACCUGAAGACCUUCCAGCUUGGCUCAAUUAAAACAAAUCUACAAAUAAGGGUGGGACAAAAGUCCUCCACAGUGUUGCAAAACAGUCUUAUUGCAAAUGUUUGAUAGCAGUUGUUGCUGCCAAAAGUGGCACUAUCAGAUACGGCUGAGGGAUAAUACUGAUUUUAUUGAUAAAUCAAAUUUUAAGAUUUUUUUUUUUUUUUUUUGAAAAAGUUGGAUUUUUUUUUUUUCACCUAUGUGCACUCUUUGGAUUUCUGUAGUUCAGAAUGGUGUCCGACUUCCCACAGCCUACUAUAUUGUUUCACAGCUCAUGUUUAGUUGAAUUCAGAUAAACUCCCAGAAGGGAUGAUCGAAAUUAAGUUUUUGGAAUUUUAAUUAAUUAUUAUGAUUUCUUUUUGAGACAAUAAAGUGAGAAAAAAAAUCAACUAAAAUUGAAAAUUAGAUUGCUUCGAAAUAAAACAAAGUAAGAUUCUAUUGUAAUCCAUAUUAUCCAGCCCUACCAGUUAUUGGUGUUAGGAAGCUAUUAUUUAUUUAUGUAGGGACAGGUUGGUUUGGACAGCUUUAUUUCAUUUGGAUAGAUUUACUCAUAUUUUACAUGCAAAACAAAGAAAGCCAAAAUGAUAGCAAAAUCAUUGUGUAAACGUUUGGCAUUGCUCAGCUUGUCUGCAAACUUUUCAGCUGCUGCCAUGACCUCUUCACAAAAUGAGGUGGAGACAAUAUCAGAAAAACUGAAAGACAUUUCACUGAAAGAGGGACAGCUUGAAGACAGAAAGAAAAUCUUGAUGGUAUUCCAGGAGCUAAGGAAUCGGGCUGAAUUUGGAGAAACAGAAGAGUCGGCUGCUACCCAACAAGAGAUCAAUUCUAUUGACAAUAAAUUGAAAGAACUCAGGAUAAAGAAGGCUGAACUGCAAAAGAACUGUAACAAUAUUGAUGCAAAAAAUGAGAGAACCAAGAACGAUAUUAAGCACGAGUCCAACCAGCAGCUUGACGCUAGCGCUUCUAAAGUCUUCUUUGUCGAACCUCCUCCUUCUUUUCCCGCCCCUGCCGUGAUUCUGGAUAUUGGAAAACUUCCUACACAACCAACGAGGACACAGUGCCCAGAGUGCAUGGAGUUUGUCACCACGGAGACUUUCACUUCUGUCAGCAGCGUGACCUGGCUUGUUUGCUUUAUGUCAGCUAUGAUGGGCUGCGUGGCUGGUUGCUGCCUCCUUCCUUUCUGCAUGGACAGGUUCAAGACCACCACGCAUAGAUGUCCAAAGUGUCGGUCGAAAAUCACAAUCAUCAAAAAGCUCUGAGAGGAGAAGCUGAAGCUGAGAAAAAACGCUGGACCAGCAACUGCUGGUGUUUUAGUAACUGCUGAGAGGAUCUGCUGAAGAGUUUGUUUAGCAACAUCGUCCUCUCUUACGCUGAAAAUCCACGCCUAAGGAUUUAUGUUUGUGAACUUAAAAAUUAAAUCUUGGCUGAAUGGAUUUAAUGAAGCACAUCUCAAUAGGUAUAGCUGUGACUUGCAUGUAAAUAUGUAUUAUAAUAGAUCUAUAAAAUGUAUGAAAUCUACCUUUUCAAUUUUAAACUACCUGUGAAAUUCUACUAAUCUUAAAGUAGUUCUUUAGGAGGAUUGUGAUGCUGGGGGCCUUUUAUCGCCUCUUCAAAAGGAUCAAAUCUUGUCUUUGAAAGAUCAGAAUAUUUUAAAUAGAAAUCUGGUGGACUCUGGCAGGAAACUGAAAAUACACCAAAAGAUGAAAGAACCCAGGACUCUGAAUGACAAGAAAGAUUUUGCAACUGAAAAUGAUCUGGAGUCUUUUUUUUUUCUGUAUUCCUUAACCUUGUGAAACGCUAUAGGAGAAUAUGCAAUGGUGGGUUGUACAAAGUCCUGACAGCAGUACAAAACAAGUGGGGGUGUGGGAAUGUUUCAUUCGCUGAACAAAUGUACUCAAAUUAAAGUACCGGUAGUUUUUUUUUCUAGAAUUAAAAACCAUAAAUUCUCAUGUAAAAAGAAAUGAAAAUAUUUUAAAGCUUUUCAUACAUCUUUGCCAGGUGCGACAUUAAAUGUGUCUGGCAAUGAAUAUGCAUGUAGGGAGCUGUUCAAUAAAGAAGCAUAAGAAC